UCUGUUUUCCUUUACAUAUACUGCCAUUCAACUUUUCCUUCCACGGAGUAUAUAUGCCAAUCGCAGGAACCUCCAGCUUGUGUAUUUAUGUUUAGGAGAAGACAAUGAGGCGCCAAAAGGACUAAAGGAGGAUCCUAAGAAAUUAAUGCAAUGAUAAAUGGAGUGUCCAAAACGUACGUAUCUCAAUGAAUUGCACUACGUUAAGAACUGACGCCCACCUCUUCAAAUCACCACCACCAGACUGCAAUCCAUCAAAGAAUCAACGCCGCCGCGCUCUGUCCAGAAGCCACCCACCGGAGCAUGAUGAAUCCAUCGAAGAGCCUCCUCCUCGCGGCGGUGGCACUCGCCGCCACGCUCCUCGCCGCCGACGCGACAGUGGAAACGACGUGCAGGGCGGCGGCCGGCGUCGACGCGCGCGUCGACUACGGCUUCUGCGUGUCGGAGCUGAGCAGGCACCGCGACAGCCCCGGCGCGGACGCCUGGGGCCUGGCGAAGGUGGCGGCGAACCUCGGCGUCAACAACGCCGGCGGCGCGGUCCGCGACGCGGAGGCCCUGCUGGCGGGCCCGCCGGGCAAGGGCGCGGGCGACGACGCGAAGAGGAGGGCGGCGCUGGGGCAGUGCCGCAGGCUCUACUUCGACAUGGAGCUCGCGUUCGCCGGGGCGUACGACGACAUCAACGCGCGGGACUACGCGGCGGGGAAGGAGAUGGCAGCGGCGGCCGCCGCGCUGGCGCGCCGGUGCGACGACGUCUUCGCGGAGGCCGGGAUCCCGUCGUCGCCGCUCGCGCGGCGCGGCGAGUACGCCGGCCAGAUCGGUGUCGUGUGCACGGCCAUCACCGACCUCAUCAAGUGAUGCGUUCAGAACCGUGAACGAGUUUGUUUCUUUGAUCUUGUACUAGGCUUGUACCCAAUCAUUGGGGCGUAAUUUUCUUCGAAUAAGAAUGGAAGUUAGGCUUGUUUCCAUCAUUUCUGGUAAUAUAAAGU
Setaria italica (foxtail millet) is the source of this 983-nucleotide messenger RNA. RefSeq names its product pectinesterase inhibitor 8. The record is from RefSeq and is a predicted model, not a curated record. Lineage: Eukaryota; Viridiplantae; Streptophyta; Magnoliopsida; Poales; Poaceae. The coding region runs from base 301 to 852 and encodes 183 amino acids. Gene Ontology annotation, molecular function: enzyme inhibitor activity. The transcript has a single exon.